AUAUGAAUGAAAAUCUCUGCCCUCCACACCACUGAGCCCUGACAUGUAUUGCAACAGUGUUGCAAUCUCUCCACUUUCUAUCACCUCUCGUGAGAGGCAAAGCGGGCCGACUUUUGGAGGAAAAAGGCUCACGGUGUUUCCAGUCAAGCCCACCUUUAACACCAAUCCAAACAUAGAUAUUAAAGCCACGAAUAAAAAAUCCAAAGAAACCUAGGCAGGCAGUUUCAAGCAACGACGCUAAUGGUCCCAAAAGAUCCCCCAGAGCUAUAAAGCUCCCAGCCCAACUCUGACCCUCGCGUUAAGGUUGAAGGACUGUGACGUCACAAGGCUUCUGACCCCAAGACUAGGACCCCUAUGAUUGGACAAUUCAGAUGAGGGCGGUGAUGGGGAGAAAAGGGCGGGAACAAAACCCAGAGACAAAGAAAUAAGAUUUUUGGGUGGGACAAUAAGGGGAGGAGCAAGCGGAGGGGCUCCCAGCCCAAGGUCCCUAUAUAUAGUCUUGAUUCUGCCCACCGGGACUCCAAGGAGCAUAGUAGGAGGAGGGAUCCAAGCAUCCCUUGUCCUCCGCGGUGGGGGCGGGGCCUCAGGGGAGAGGCUAUGUGGAGCAGGGAGGCGGGUCGGGGUAGUUGAGAGUGGCCCCCUAGUGGGGUCAUGGAGAAGCAGGACUCUCUGGGGGCUGCUGGCGGCCUCAAUCGGGAAUUCCUUGGAGGGGCAACCAGGGGAGUGCCAGGAGGCAUCAGAGGAGUCGAGGCAGGCGCCGGGCUGCCCUCCGGAGUUGUCUUGUCUCACGGUUCUGGGCACCCUCUGCACUCUGGGGGAGUUGUAAUUCGCAGUCCUGGUUCUAGCUGGCCCUCCGGGGUGAUAGCAGUCCUCGGUUCCGGGCCCAACCAACAUCCUGGGGAGGUUGCAGGCCACAGCCUUGGGUCCGGCACAUACCCUGGCGGAUUUAAUGCCCCCUUUCCUGGAACAAGCAUAUCUCGGACGUCUGGCCUUGGGUCCGAGGGGUCUGGGGUACACAACUCCGGAUGCAGUCCGCGCUCGGGGUCAACUUGCUUGCACCACCACAAACCCUGUGAGGAUCGGCCCCGGAGCAUCCUAAAAAACAGUAGCUCCACCUUGAUGCAUAAAUCCCCCACUGAGGAAAAGAAAAAAUCUCAGCACUGGGAUGAAAUGAAUAUCGUGGCCACCUACCACCCUGUUGACAAGGACUACGGAUUCAUGAAGGUGGAUGAGCCCAGCACUCCCUACCACAGGCUGCAAGACAGCGACGAGAACCUGCUCGCAGGGUCAUCCCACACAGUGACUCCAGAAGCACUAGCAGAGAGGUUUGCAACAGUGGACAAUUUCUGCCCCAAGGUCCUCCAGUAUGGUGAUAACAGAAGCUCAGGGUCUUCAGACAACUUUUCCAAGACAUGUGAGAGGAGAGACUCCAGUGAUUUUGAGAAGCGCCGUAAGGCACACUACAAUGAAGGAAAAUUCCUCAAGAAUCAGAAAAACCUGCCAUUGGAUAAUAACAACAGCAAUGUGGGUAAUGUCAGUAAGGGCAGUGGCGGUCGAAGUAUGAUGCUGGACCCAGGGCCCAGGCUUGCAGAGAGAAGCUGGGCAGGAGGACUGUCCAGAGGAGUCAAAGAUGAGAUUGGCCUGAUGACCAGGAACCACAUCCCAGAAGCCCAGGAUUCCUCUACCUUCAGAAAUCUGUCCCCAGCUUCAACUACCAUCACGUUGGACAAGAUGCAGCGAAAGGAGUAUUAUAGCAAAGGAAGAUACCUGAGGUCCUGUCCCCACCCAGAGCUUGAGGAGGACAUGGAAGAUGAGCAGCAGAACAGCUCCACAAGCUUGAACGGGGCGAGUGAGAAUUCCAUAAGAACUGAGGUCCGUUUGCUGGACCACAUGGGAAGCCCCCUUCAGGAUCACAAGGCCAUCGAGAACUCCCUGAGAAUGACAGUGACACCACUGCAGCCUGAUGAAUCCCUGUGGCUUCUAUGGACUCAGGAGAAGGAAACCAGACAACAGAAAAUGCCCCGCCUCUGCCCCUCCCAGCGCUGCCUGGAAGUGUGGGGGUUAGAGCUCCUCCUAGGACACCCCUUUCCCUUGGGAAAAGAAUUGCGGACCCCCCCCAGGCUCUACCCAGGAGAGGACCCUCUCCUCCUUCCUCAUCAACGCCCCUCCUGGGGCAGGAAGUGCCUCUACCUGCAUCCCCACCUGCCUGGCCCCAGGGACCACUGGCCCCACAGCAGUCAAACUGAGAUGACGGUCAAGCUGGACUUCGAAGAGUGUCUUAAGGACUCGCCCCGCUUCCGAGCCUCUAUAGAGCUGGUGGAAGCCGAAGUAUCUGAAUUGGAGACCCGACUGGAAAAGCUCCUCAAGCUGGGUAAUGGCCUCCUGGAAAGUGGACGUCAUUACCUUGCUGCUGGCCGUGCCUUCAUUGUUGGCAUUUGUGAUCUGGCCCGCCUGGGUCCACCAGAGCCCAUGAUGGUGGAAUGUCUAGACAAAUUCACUGAGAGCCUGAGCCACAAGCUGGAUAGCCAUUCGGAGCUUCUAGAUGCCACCCAGCAUACGCUGCAGCAGCAAAUCCAAACCUUGGUCAAGGAAGGUCUCCGGGGUUUCCGAGAGGCUCGCCGGGAUUUCUGGCGGGGGGCUGAGAGCCUGGAGGCUGCUCUUACCCACAACGCAGAAGUCCCUAGGCGCCGGAUCCAGGAAGCAGAAGAGGCAGGAGCUGCUUUGAAGACUGCUCGAGCUGGGUACCGGGGACGGGCACUGGAUUAUGCCCUGCAGAUCAAUGUGAUUGAGGACAAGAGGAAGUUUGACAUCAUGGAGUUUGUGCUGCGUUUGGUGGAGGCCCAGGCUACCCAUUUCCAGCAGGGCCACGAAGAGCUGAGCCGGCUGGCCCAGUAUCGCAAGGAGCUGGGCGCCCAGUUGCACCAGCUGGUUUUGAAUUCAGCUCGAGAGAAGAGAGACAUGGAGCAGAGACAUGUGCUGCUGAAACAAAAGGAGCUGGGUGGGGAGGAACCAGAGCCAAGCCUAAAGGCGGGGUCUGGUGGCCUGGUCAUGGAAGGACAUCUCUUCAAACGGGCCAGCAAUGCAUUUAAGACCUGGAGCAGACGGUGGUUCACUAUUCAGAGCAACCAACUGGUUUAUCAGAAGAAGUACAAGGACCCUGUGACUGUGGUAGUAGAUGACCUUCGUCUCUGCACAGUGAAGCUCUGUCCUGACUCAGAAAGGAGGUUCUGCUUUGAGGUGGUAUCCCCAAGCAAGUCCUGCCUCCUACAGGCUGACUCAGAACGCCUCCUGCAGCUGUGGAUCAGCGCUGUACAAAGCAGCAUUGCCACAGCCUUCAGCCAGGCUCACCUUGAUGACAGCCCCCGGGGUCCAGGCCAGGGCUCAGGACACCUGGGCAUGGGCUCCGCUGCCACCCUGGGUUCCGGCGGGACGACCAAGGGAAGGGAGCCUGGUGGAGUGGGGCAUGUGGCAGCUCAGGUGCAGAGUGUGGAUGGCAAUGCCCAGUGUUGCGACUGCCGAGAACCAGCCCCUGAGUGGGCCAGCAUCAACCUUGGUGUCACCCUCUGCAUUCAGUGCUCCGGCAUCCACAGGAGCCUUGGAGUUCAUUUCUCUAAAGUCCGGUCUCUGACACUUGACUCAUGGGAGCCGGAACUAGUGAAGCUUAUGUGUGAGCUGGGAAAUGUAGUCAUCAACCAAAUCUAUGAGGCCCGUGUGGAGGCCAUGGCUGUGAAGAAGCCAGGCCCCAGCUGCUCCCGGCAGGAGAAGGAGGCCUGGAUUCAUGCCAAAUACGUAGAGAAGAAGUUCCUGACCAAGCUUCCUGAGAUUCGAGGGCGAAGAGGUGGCCGGGGCCCCCCAAGGGGGCAGCCUCCUGUGCCCCCAAAGCCUUCCAUUAAGCCCCAGCCGGGGAACUUCAGAUCCAAGCCAGAGCCACCCUCUGAUAACCUGGGCAGCCUGCAUCCUGGGGCUCUGCUGUUUCGAGCGGCUGGGCAUCCUCCAUCCCUCCCCACCAUGGCUGAUGCCCUCGCCCAUGGAGCCGAUGUCAACUGGGUCAACGUGGGUCAGGAGAAUGCCACACCACUGAUUCAGGCCACAGCUGCUAAUUCUCUUCUGGCCUGUGAAUUUCUCCUUCAGAAUGGGGCUAACGUGAACCAGGCAGACAGUCACGGCCGGGGUCCGCUCCACCACGCAACCAUUCUUGGGCAUACUGGGCUGGCCUGCCUGUUCCUGAAAAGGGGAGCUGACCUGGGAGCUCAGGACUCUGAAGGCAGGGACCCUCUGACUAUCGCCAUGGAAACAGCCAAUGCUGACAUCGUCACCCUGCUACGGUUGGCAAAGAUGAGAGAGGCUGAAGCAGCCCAGGGCCAGACAGGAGAUGAGACGUAUCUGGACAUCUUCCGUGACUUCUCUCUCAUGGCUUCAGACGACCCGGAGAAGCUGAGCCGGCGUAGUCAUGAUCUCCACACGCUUUGAUUUCAGGCCUUCGUGAGCCUGCGAGCGACCCCUGCCCUUCCUCUCCCACUGCUGACUCCGUUGCCAUUAAAGCCCAUGUACUUUGCUCUUCC
Molecule: messenger RNA, 4562 nt
Organism: Pteropus alecto (black flying fox)
Lineage: Eukaryota; Metazoa; Chordata; Mammalia; Chiroptera; Pteropodidae
Gene: ACAP1
Product: ArfGAP with coiled-coil, ankyrin repeat and PH domains 1
Exons: 30
Coding region: 652-4470 (1272 amino acids)
Biological process (GO): regulation of signal transduction
Cellular component (GO): cytoplasm
Molecular function (GO): protein phosphatase inhibitor activity; GTPase activator activity; protein binding
Source: RefSeq, a predicted model, not a curated record